Ruditapes philippinarum (Manila clam) is the source of this 1749-nucleotide messenger RNA. RefSeq lists its product as uncharacterized. NCBI's taxonomy places the organism in Eukaryota, Metazoa, Mollusca, Bivalvia, Venerida, Veneridae. The transcript has 4 exons. The record is from RefSeq and is a predicted model, not a curated record. Bases 430 to 1554 code for a protein of 374 amino acids.
AUUUCAUUCUAGAUUAUAUCGAUCAUAACUAUCAUCGGUCAUACAAUUUUAUCAAUAGAUUAUUAUAAUUAUUUUUUUUACUUUAUUUAAACGCAGGAUUUAGAUGAGUUAUAUGAGGAAUUUGGCAUUGUUAAUGAGACAGUCGAGAAGGGGCCACAUGCACAUGUAACAGAGGACGAAUUAAAUGGAGAGUGGGGAGACGAUGAUGACGACCAACAUGCAGAGUCAAUCAUAGGGCGUGUCCAUGAGUUUGUCUACAGUGCUGCAGAGGACAUUCCGGAAGGAUCAGAUGAGGAGAGGGGCGAGGGCGGUUUAGAAUCAGAGUCAGACGAUAAUGCUGUCACAAGUGUACAAUGUAAGUGUAAAACCAAUUGUUUGUCGCAGUUUGAUGCUGAACACAUUCAAGGGCAUAUAUUGUCUCUCAGGGAAAUGGAGAAAGACCAAAAGGAGAUGUUUGUUAUGGGAAGUCUGUUGAAAAUAGGUGCACAGGAAACCAGGAAAGGUAAACGUAAACGAGUUAGAUAUAGAUAUACAUUUGAUGGCAAAACUGUCUGUAAAUCUGUGUUCUGCCACAUUAAUGAUAUUGGGCAGAGAACUGUUAAAUCUUUACUGAAACAUUUAAAUUCAAAUGGACCGGUGCCGCGAAUACAUGGGAAUACCGGGAGAAAGCCAAGCCAUGCAGUUAAGUACGAGGACGUGCGUUUCUGUGUUGAUUUCCUGUUAUUAUAUGCAGAAAUCAACGGGUUAACAAUGCCAGCAGCACCACGCGGAGCAGACGAGGCUGCGCCUAUACUGUUACCAUGUAAUACUACGAAAGUGGAUUUACAUUCAAAAUACCAACAAGCAUGUAUAGAAGCCGGCGUCAGAGUUCUUGGAAUAACUACAUUUAAAUGUGUUUGGAAGCAAUGCCUUCCACACAUUAAGAUAAUGACGGCAAAAGAUGACGUUUGUCAUAAGUGCGAGAUGAUAAGGAAAAGGGUGGCUGAUGCUAUACAUGAGAUGGACAAACUUGAGGCAGCAAACGCUUUACGAGAACAUAUACAGGAUGCACAGAGAGAGCGACAGGUUUAUAGACAGACAAUAAAAGAGGCUCGUGAGGAAAUGAGGCACACAUCAGUCACAUUCAAUCGACCUGCCCAGCCAUGCACUAGUGAUUUAACAAAAGUGCACUACACAUUCGACUAUUCUCAAAAUGUGACUAUACCACACCAUAGUCAACAAAUGGGCCCUUUGUAUUUUGUUACUGGCAGGAAAAUACAAUUUUUUGGCGUCCGUGUUGAUUCAGUGUCACAACAAUAUAAUUACCUUAUAGACGAGGAUGAAUCAAUUGGUGUUGAUGGUACAGGAACCCACGGGCCAAACUCAGUUAUAAGUAUGCUACAUCACUGCCUCGAAAACCAGGGAUUUGGAGAGAAAGCUUGCGUCAUGCACGCCGACAACUGUGGUUCGCAGAAUAAAAAUCGCUUUAUGUUAGCGUAUCUGGCAUGGCGAAUUCAUAUGGGGCUCCAUGAUGAGAUAACACUCCUGAUGGGAAUUCCUGGUCACACAAAGUAAUUUAUGUUUUUAAUUUAUAUUUUAUUUUAUACUCGUAUAAUGCGAACUUAUGUAUUUUAGUUUAUGACAGUCCUCUACAAUAAUUCUGGUCUGCACAAAACGAGCAUUUGCUAUUUUUAUGUGUUUAAACAUGUAUGUGCUUGCACACCAGCGGGCGUGUUUUAUGCAUGCCAUAGAGACAAUCUGGCCAUUAGA